This is a messenger RNA of Lachancea meyersii CBS 8951, 1734 nucleotides long. Lineage: Eukaryota; Fungi; Ascomycota; Saccharomycetes; Saccharomycetales; Saccharomycetaceae. The record is from the annotation of a GenBank genome assembly.
AUGAUAGCAUACAGACCUAAUUUUGUAUCAGUGCUCCUUUGUCUGGCGUGGUUGUCCCAGUAUGCCAACUCGCUUCCACUUUUGGAUCAGCAAGCCAAGAGACAGAUAAUAACCAGAAUGCACACUGCAAGCACUACGAACAUGGUAACGGACUUUUAUUCAACCACUACGCAAGUUGAGGUCGCUCCCACCGUAGAGUUCAUUAUUAGCGGCGACACUACAAUCACUACCACUUUGCCUCUAGCUGACGGUGCCACCCCAACCGGAAGCCCCACAACUACUGUUAUGCUCACGGUGAGUGUCCAAAAUAACAUUGCUGCUGAGCCUACGACCUCCUCCACAGACUGUGCCACCACGAUUACCAAUGGCUCUCCUAAAGGAACUGUGUAUGUUUCUCCAAUCCAGGCGUCAAGCGUGAACUCGAGUCCCCAGACCCAGGAAAACACCGCGACCACCUAUUCUAGCAGCGCGCUAGUUGCAUCUGCGUCUGUUCUUCCAUCUUCCCAGACCCAACAGAACACUGCGACCAUCUAUCCUACUAGUGUGUUAGUGGCUUCUAGUUCUGUUCUUCCGUCCUCUCAGAAUCAGCGAAGCACACAGUCCACCUAUUCUAGCAGCGUUUUGGUCGGCUCCGCUUCUGUUCUUCCAACCUCAUCCGCGACCUCGGUUUCAACCUCGUCGAGCACGUCUCUUUCGAGCACAGAGAGGGCGGACGCGCCAAGUGCUCACCUUCCAGCUCCUCCAGCUUCUACCACUUCCAGCUUUUCUGUAACAAGCAUUCAGCCAACAACAUCGACCACAAGCGCAAAUGAACAGAGUAGUUCUACUACACAACAGCAGACGAGCUCCUUCACCACGCAAGCUGAAACCAGUUCCACUUCGCAGACUUCCACUUCCUCAACUUCAUACUCGACUUCAUCCGGUGGUUUGACAAGCGCUCCUACAGCUUUGGUAUACUCGCCUUACAACGAUGACAACAGUUGCAAAGACUCCUCUUCAGUUUAUCAAGAUCUAGAGUUCAUCAAGUCUAAAGGUGUUUCUAAAAUCAGAGUUUACGGUACCGAUUGCAACUCUUUGGAAACGGUAACCUCUGCUGCCAAAUCAUUGGGAAUUACGAUCAAUCAGGGAUUGUGGAUUACAUCUUCAGGUGUCGACUCCAUUGAUGACUCUGUUACUGCGCUAAUAUCGUAUGGCCAAUCUAACGGGUGGGACCUUUUUGAUGUUUUGACGAUUGGGAAUGAAGCUAUUCUAUCUGGCUACUGCACCGUGAGCGAUUUGAUCAACAAGAUCUCAUCUGUCAGAUCUCAAUUCGAAAACGCAGGAUUCAAUGGCCAGUUCACAACUAGCGAGCCCCCAGUGACCUUCCAAAACCAUCCAGAACUGUGCACAAGCGCCAAGAUCGACUUUGUUGGUAUAAACUCUCAUGCUUACUUUGAUGAAAAUUCAUCUGCAGCCUCUGCAGGCACCUUUGUCAAGGGUCAAUUCGAGCUCAUUCAGCAAAUUUGCGGGACAAAUAAUGUUGUUGUGACAGAGACUGGUUACCCAUCUGAUGGAGAUCAAAAUGGAGGUAACAUUCCAUCGGCUGAAAAUCAGCUUACCGCUGUGCAAAAUAUCUUGAAUGAGAUGGGCCAGCAAGUGACUAUCCUAUCUACCUUCGAUGAUUUAUGGAAACAACCCGGUCCUUACAAUAUCGAAAACCAUUUCGGUAUCUCGAGCAUUCUUCCAAACGCUUAA